Messenger RNA from Ramularia collo-cygni, 2373 nucleotides. RefSeq lists its product as uncharacterized. The record is from RefSeq and is a predicted model, not a curated record. The transcript has a single exon. The coding region runs from base 1 to 2373 and encodes 790 amino acids. NCBI's taxonomy places the organism in Eukaryota, Fungi, Ascomycota, Dothideomycetes, Mycosphaerellales, Mycosphaerellaceae.
AUGGCGGAUGCCAAUUUGAGACAUGUCAGCAGAGAGUUGAACAGGGAGCCUCCUCAAGAAUGCCUGCGUGUGCGACUUGAUGAUACCUGUCACAAUUUGAGCCCUGACCGCCAUGACCAUGCCCACUCUCUUCCCUGCGACGGAAGCCGACGAGGUUGGGAUGUGGAUUCGUCGGAAGUUUCGCGUCCAGAAAAGCGACACCAGCAGCAGUUAUCAGAGUCCAAGUGCUCCCCGUGGAUGUUACAGCUGAAGUCCAAGUCGUUCCUACCUCUGAGCUUUGAGCCUUCCCCGCCGUUUUACGCCAAUCCCAAAGGAGAAGUCCUCCGGCUUCCGCCCCGUACCUUACCCCACACAUCAAGCAUGGCCGCGAAGAGGGAGCGAGUCGACAGUAUCAGCAAUGCCACUGACGAACCCAAACCCAAGCGCAAGUCGAGCAAGAAACAUGCCACUCCAGCGCCAGUACCGUCCAAGGAAUCGGAAUGUUUCGAGGCUGCGGCUGCUGGCAUGGCCAACGUGAGGCCGCCGCCGCCAAUUCCGCAGACUCCGAUCAAGAUCGAAAAGCAAGACGAAAAGAAGACAUCCAAGAGCGACAAGACCACGGGCAAAGAGAAGGAGAAGGAAAAGGCAAAGGCAGCCGUUCAAUACGCAGCGACAACGGCAAAGCCCAAAACAACGCCUCUCCGGGUCGACGUCGCUCCUGUUCCUGCAUCGGCAACCGUCAAUGCAACACCGACUGCUGCCACCAAAUCUGCCAAGGACGUCGAGAGCAAGCGGAUUUCUCAGCCAGCUCGUUCAUCCGCUGUCAUCGACAUAGGAAGCAGCGAGUAUGACGAAGACGAAGACGACGACGAUGAUAGCGACGACAGCGACGACGCAAGCACCGACAGCGACGAUGAAGGCUCGGAUCAUAGUGGGGAUGAGGAGCAAGAGGAGCAGGAGAAGGGGAAUAUCAAGCAAGAAACCACUGGAUCGAGCGACGAGCAAUGCGAGAUUCCUACCUUUCCCACGGCAGUCGUGGCGGCAGACUCUUCCAAGGUCGCACCAGAUGCUUCUUCCGACCUCUGCAACAAGGAGAAGACCAUCAGCUCUGCUCUUCGGGGUUGCUUUGACGAAGCCGACCACUACCUUCGACUUUUGAUCCAUGUGCGUCUCACCUCCGAGGCCAUCCUGCCGGCACUUCGGGAGAUGAUCUUUCACUGGUUAGAUUGUGGAUUCGACAUUGACGCCAUUCGGGGAGCAUUCCAAGAGCCUCAAAUCGUCAAGCAGCUGCAAGAGCGUGGGGCGACAUCGAUGCGUCUACAAGACCUUUCCGAGCUGUUGCAGGAAGCUGACCUCGUCGAGCACUUCGCGUCUUGGCUGAAGAGGAAGAUGCCCGACGUAAAGAUCCGUCGGCAAGUUUGCGCGCUACUUGUCCCUCCCCAGCCGGAUCAUUGCAAGGGUAGCAGCGAGUCAAUUGCCCCCUCGAAGUCCGCUCCCCGGACUGAAACGCCUCUUUCCACUAAACCUGGUCCCAACGUCCAUCCCGAGCGGAUCGGUAAUGUCGGCGCUGACCACAUGUCCCAUCCUCCGGCGCGUCACCCGGGCCGCGACAGCUACAGGCCGGGUKAUACAGGCUCCUCACGCAGUGGUUCCUCACGCAGUGGUUCCUCACGCAGUGGUUCCAAUUUCGAUGCCCGUGCUGGUACUACUGAGCCACAGCGAUCUUUCAAACAUGGCCGCGCUGACGACAGGCGGACCAGAAGCCACAACAACGGCCGCUCGCCCGUUCACAGUGUCCCAUACGUCAAGAUAGGUGACGCUCCCAAGGUACUACUUUUCAUCGUCGGGACACCAUACACUGCCCUGACCAACUCCGACUUCAACGCUCAUGACUUUCGCAGCGCAUGUAACUACGUCUUUGGAGCCAGCAAUGUUAAAAGUGUAAGCAUAUGCUCCAAGAACGUCUGGAAAGUGACCUUCAAUGACCUGGCWCCCGAUUCCUUCCGCGCCGCUGUCUUUUACCAACAUUGCACACUUUAUCCGCAAGAGGCCGUCUCCCCUGCUCCGGAUACGUUCUUCUCCGAUUGUUCCGGCAUCGAGAUGGCCGACACAGCAACCUUUGAGAGCAUCGCCGGCGUUUUCGGGACACGUGCUGGGAGUGUUCAUCGGCUUGAGCAAGGCAACAAGAGGUACAUCAUUGUACACUUCAAAUACGCUCCCGAUUUCUUACGAUUCUACGCCCGACUCCCAUUCAAGAACGCCUCCGGGUUCAUGCCAGCUUUUCUGCCCUGUCACCAGGGAGGCAGGACAUGUUCGUUGUGUCGAGUGCGGCACUACGAAGCAGUCUGCCCCGCCGCCACACCUUUGUACUCGUCGACAGUUUCACCUCGUUGA